Molecule: messenger RNA, 3654 nt
Organism: Miscanthus lutarioriparius
Lineage: Eukaryota; Viridiplantae; Streptophyta; Magnoliopsida; Poales; Poaceae
Source: the annotation of a GenBank genome assembly
AUGGCGCCGGCGGCGGCGGAGGCUGGUCCCGGCGAUGACGGGCUUAGGAAGCUGGAGUACCUUUCCCUGGUCUCUAAGGUUUGCUCUGAGCUCGAGACCCACAUCGGCGUCGGCGACAAGGUGCUGGCCGAGUUCAUCACCGACCUCGGCCGCGACUCCACAACCGUCUCCGAGUUCGACGCCCGGCUCAAGGAGGAGGGCGCCGACUUCCCCGACUACUUCGUCCGUACGCUCCUCACCAUCAUCCACGCCAUCCUCCCGCCGACCUCCUCCAACCCUAGCUCUGCUGCCGUCACCGCGGGCCCCUCUGGCGCGGAGGCGGCCAAGUUCCCCGGGCUCGCCCGCCCCGACGACCCCGAUCACGCUCGCAACCUCCGCCUCGAGCUCGAGCGGGAUGCCGAUGCGGCCGCUCCUGCUCCGGCGAGGGAUGACCGCGACCACCGCUGGGAUGAGAGAGGCCGAGACCGGGACUACGGUCGCGGCGGCCGUGACCACGACCGUGACCGUGGCGGCCGCGACUGGGAUCGAGGGCGCGACCGGGAUCGAGGGCGCGACCGUGAGUAUGGCCGUGAUAGGGAUCGGGACCGUGGCAGAGAUCGUGAUGGGGACCGGCAUCAGGAUAGAGGCAGAGGAAGGGACAGAGAUGCUGGUAGGAACAGAGAUAGGGACUGGGGGAGGAGCAGGAGGUAUGCAGAUGAUGAGGAAGAGGAGAGGGGUGAUGGAGGAAGGGGAAGGGGAAGGGAGCUUGCUGCUUCAAAUCCCAGUGGAGAGCCAGAGCUGUACCAGGUGUACCGAGGGAGGGUUACCCGGGUGAUGGACACUGGAUGCUUUGUCAGGCUUGAGGAUGUCCGCGGUGGCCGCGAGGGACUUGUUCACGUAUCACAGAUGGCAAGUAGGCGGGUGGCCAAUGCAAAGGAGGUGGUGAAGCGUGACCAGGAGGUGUAUGUGAAGGUAGUUUCGGUGAAGGGGCAGAAGUUGAGUUUGUCGAUGCGGGAUGUGGAUCAGGAUACUGGGCAAGACCUCCUGCCGAUGCAGCGUGGCGGGGAUGAUGCACCAAGGGUGAACCCAUCAGGUGGCAAUGGCAGUGGCAUGGGGUCUGGCAAGAGGUUGGGUUUGUCAGGUAUUGUGAUCACAGAGGAGGAUGAGGCAGCCCCAACGUCAAGACGACCACUCAAGCGAAUGAGCUCGCCAGAGAGGUGGGAAGCAAAACAGCUUAUUGCCUCAGGCGUGCUGGAUGUGAGGGAUUAUCCAAUGUUUGACGAGGAUGGGGAUGGUAUGAUGUACCAGGAGGAAGGUGCAGAGGAAGAGCUUGAAAUUGAGCUAAAUGAGGAUGAACCAGCAUUCUUGCAGGGGCAGAGCCGGUUUUCAAUUGACAUGUCACCUGUAAAGAUCUUUAAGAAUCCUGAGGGCUCACUGAGCCGAGCAGCAGCUCUACAGACUGCUCUCAUAAAGGAGCGUCGUGAGGUUCGAGAACAGGAGCAGAGAGCCAUGUUAGAUUCAAUCCCCAAGGAUCUGAAUCGACCGUGGGAAGACCCAAUUCCUGAUACGGGUGAGCGGCACCUUGCACAGGAGCUGCGAGGUGUUGGCCUUUCAGCUUAUGACAUGCCUGAAUGGAAGAAGGAGGCCUAUGGAAAAGCUUUAACUUUUGGGCAAAGGUCAAAGCUUUCAAUACAAGAGCAGAGGCAUUCUCUUCCUAUUUACAAGUUGAAGAAAGAGCUUAUACAAGCUGUACAUGAUAAUCAAGUUUUGGUUGUUAUUGGAGAGACUGGUUCCGGGAAGACGACACAGGUGACACAAUAUUUGGCUGAGGCAGGUUAUACCACACGGGGUAAAAUCGGGUGUACUCAGCCUCGUAGGGUUGCUGCAAUGUCUGUUGCAAAGAGAGUGGCAGAAGAGUUUGGUUGUCGACUGGGAGAGGAAGUUGGUUAUGCUAUCCGUUUUGAGGACUGCACUGGUCCGGACACAGUGAUUAAAUACAUGACUGAUGGUAUGCUUCUGCGUGAAAUUCUUGUUGAUGAGAACCUUUCCCAGUAUUCUGUUAUCAUGCUUGAUGAAGCCCAUGAAAGGACCAUCUACACUGAUGUGCUCUUUGGUUUGCUGAAACAACUUAUUAAACGCAGAUCUGAUAUGAGGCUUAUUGUUACUUCUGCCACCCUUGAUGCUGAGAAGUUCUCAGGAUAUUUCUUUAACUGUAACAUCUUCACAAUUCCUGGAAGAACAUUCCCAGUAGAGAUACUGUACACUAAGCAACCUGAAAGUGAUUACUUGGAUGCAGCAUUGAUUACUGUGCUGCAGAUUCACUUGACAGAGCCAGAAGGAGACAUCCUUGUUUUCCUGACAGGGCAGGAGGAAAUUGAUCAUGCCUGCCAAUGUCUUUAUGAGAGGAUGAAGGGGCUAGGGAAGGAUGUUCCUGAGCUGAUAAUCUUGCCUGUGUAUAGUGCCCUUCCUAGUGAGAUGCAAUCAAAGAUCUUUGACCCAGCUCCACCUGGUAAGAGGAAAGUUGUGGUGGCGACCAAUAUUGCUGAAGCUUCUUUGACAAUUGACGGUAUAUACUAUGUUGUGGAUCCUGGUUUUGCCAAAAUCAAUGUAUACAAUUCAAAACAAGGGCUUGACUCAUUGGUCAUCACUCCAAUAUCGCAAGCGUCCGCGAAACAAAGAGCAGGGCGCGCAGGGCGUACUGGACCUGGCAAGUGUUAUCGUCUAUACACUGAAAGUGCCUACCGGAAUGAGAUGUCCCCCACAACGAUUCCAGAAAUACAGAGGAUCAACUUGGGAUCUACAGUUCUUAAUAUGAAGGCGAUGGGAAUAAAUGACCUGUUAUCCUUUGAUUUUAUGGACCCCCCAGCACCUCAAGCAUUGAUUUCUGCCAUGGAACAGUUGUACAGCCUUGGCGCUCUUGAUGAAGAGGGCCUUCUAACCAAACUGGGGAGAAAAAUGGCAGAAUUUCCAUUGGAUCCACCACUUUCAAAGAUGCUACUAGCCAGUGUUGACCUUGGAUGCACUGAUGAGAUACUGACUAUCAUAGCUAUGAUUCAAACAGGGAAUAUAUUCUACAGGCCACGAGAAAAACAGGCUCAAGCUGAUCAAAAGAGGGCUAAAUUUUUUCAGCCAGAGGGAGACCAUCUUACUCUACUUGCUGUAUAUGAGGCCUGGAAGGCAAAGAACUUUUCAGGGCCCUGGUGUUUUGAGAACUUUGUUCAAUCAAGAUCAUUGAGGAGAGCCCAGGAUGUGAGGAAACAACUUCUCACUAUCAUGGACAGAUAUAAACUUGAUGUUAUCUCCGCUGGGAAAAACUUCACAAAGAUAAGGAAAGCCAUCACUGCAGGAUUCUUUUUCCACGCCGCCAGGAAGGAUCCCCAGGAAGGAUACAGAACCUUGGUUGAAAACCAGCCAGUGUACAUCCACCCUAGCAGCGCAUUGUUCCAGCGCCAGCCAGACUGGGUCAUCUAUCAUGAGCUUGUGAUGACGACAAAGGAGUACAUGAGGGAGGUGACCGUGAUGGAUCCAAAAUGGCUUGUUGAGCUGGCGCCAAGGUUUUACAAGGGUACUGACCCCACCAAAAUGAGCAAGAGGAAAAGGCAGGAGAGGAUCGAGCCUCUGUAUGAUAGAUACCACGAGCCCAACUCUUGGCGUCUUAGCAAGCGCCGAGCUUGA